AUGACCCGCGCUGGUAAAGGUACCUGCGGUGGUGGUGACGGUGGCGGCGGCGGCAGUGGUGCCAGCGGCGGCGGCAGGGGCGGCAGCGACAGCAGAGAUAAGAGUGACAACGGAGGCGGUGGCGGCGACGUCGUUAGUCAAUUCCGUGAUGACAGCAGUGUUAGUGACACAAAAACAUCAACUAGAAAAGGAAGUCCAUCCGCAUCAGCAUAUUUUAAAAUGAUUAACGACCUUAACGAAUGUGUUCGAGUCAAGUACCAGAAUGAAAAUGAUAAUAUUCUGCGUGACAGUGCAUAUGACAUUCAUCUUACAGAGAACAUUCACACACGGACCAUCCCGAGUUCCUCAGAGAUAGAGAGACUGAUGACAUCACCAGGUGUUACUGACGACACCAAACACCAGGUUAGUGUGGUUCUUUACGUCGAGAGUCACUAA
Molecule: messenger RNA, 435 nt
Organism: Procambarus clarkii (red swamp crayfish)
Lineage: Eukaryota; Metazoa; Arthropoda; Malacostraca; Decapoda; Cambaridae
Source: RefSeq, a predicted model, not a curated record